Messenger RNA from Podarcis muralis (Common wall lizard), 3183 nucleotides. NCBI's taxonomy places the organism in Eukaryota, Metazoa, Chordata, Lepidosauria, Squamata, Lacertidae. The record is from RefSeq and is a predicted model, not a curated record.
UUUUUUUUAAGAAAAAAAAUCACUGGAGGCACUGUUGUGUGACUCAGGUGGGGAUUCAGGCUUUGGUGGUGGGGAUUCUAUGGCAGGAUAGCAGCACCUUCCUGGUUAGGGCCACACCACACAUCACAAGCCCCACACACGCUUGGCUGUGACAGAAGAGUGAGUGCAAUAAGGACAGACAGCAGAGAAGUGGAAUGGAAUGGUGGGCGGAGUUAAAGUUGAAUGACAGGUAGAGAGCGUCGGUUGGAAAAUGACUGUUGAAAGGAGAGAGAUUCGGCUGUGAGAGUCUGAGGGAAAGGGGGAACGAGAUGAGAGGCAUAAUUGAAGUAUACGUAACAGAGUUAGGACAGCUGUUCUUAAAGAACAAGCGCCACAACUUUGUUUGGGUCUGAGGAGAGAAAUUAAAGAAUGCUGUGUAACAAAGCACCCAGGUCAAAAGAGGCUUGUAAGGAUGCAGUUAUGGAUCUUGACUCAAUAGACUACUGGAGGAUAAAGGAGGUGCUGGAGAUGACACGUCUGGAAGUGGAACAGAAGAAGAAAACGAAAGAGAAUCAGAAAGAAUUGGAAUUAAUGAUGAAGGACAAUAAAAGAAACCAGAGAGAUAUGGAGCAUCAGAAACAGAUAGAAUGGGAGCAGACGAAGAAGUAUGAAUUAGCGAUGUUUAGAAGGGAAAUAAAGGAGAAUGAGGUUGCCAAAGAAUAUGAGGAGGUAGGAUCUGUGAAGAGAGUGUCCCAAGCAGGCCUUGCAUUGAAUGUUCCAAAGGUAGAGCAGUUUAUCUUGGAGAAACGAAGAUUGCCUGAGAGCCAAUUUAUGCCAGAAGUGGGAGAUGCCACUAGUAGUCCAAAGAGACCAGUUGAGGCCUGCAUUUUGCCCACUGGCGGAGGGGAUGAGCCUGUCUUCUUGGAAUUGGCUGAUAAGGCCAAGAUGCCCAAAGUCAUAGGGGGGAAGCCAGCUCAAGAGUCGGAGCGCAUUCAAGAAGAUGUAGAACGUCUGAAAGAAGAGCUCACAGUAGCCAAUGCUGCAAAGGCAGAGCUACAGUUAAAGCUGGAUGAGCUACAGAGAUCAAUAAAGUAUUCUGAGCAAAAAUGGGAGGACGAAAAAGAAUUCUUGCAUAAUCAGAACAUUCGGUUGGCUACAGAACUGAAGGCAAAAACAGAUGAACUUCUGGUUCUUGCUUGGGAAAAAAGAAGUGAAAUUGUGGGUCUUCAGUAUGACCUGCAGAACAAGAGAGAAGAAGUGUCUUGCAUGGAAAAGGAAGUCAGUGAACUAAAAAAAUCAAAUGAAAAUCUACGGAAACAGGUGGCAGAUCUUUUAGUAGAAGUGAAGGAGGCAAAAGUACAGCAGCGAGCUAGUAUGGAAGAGAGAUCCCACAAUGAACGAAACACCCAUAUUGAGUUGUCUAAUUCAUACAAGUUUUGCUGAUGAAUGGGAGACAAAAUGCAAAGCAUUCUGCCAAGAUAUACAGGAGCUGUGCAAAUAUCUGAAAGGCGCAAGUGAAGCUAACAAAGAAAUACAGGAUCAUUUGGUUGAGAUGCAACAAUACAUGGGGGGAAAUAAAGGAAAAGAUGCAUUAGCUGGAGGAAUAAUGGGACAAUGUGAAUGAUCUUGUUUCAGUCACCAAAUGCAGAGUGAUCCUCUUUCGAGAGGCUGUGUUUGUUCCAUCCCUCCAAGACUCUGCAGGCAUUUUUGAAUCAGAGAUUAUGGAUAGUAAUCUUGCUGUGGUGAAGCAGAAAGGGAAUAAAUGAAAGGCCAGCAAAAGAGACUGUGAAAUUAUUCUUUAUAGUUGUGGGAAAGAACUGUGUGUUAUUUAAGUCUAUAACUUGACAAGAUGCUGGAAACAGAUAAUCCAGUCAAAGGAAUGUGGGUGCAAGCUAGGGUAUCCUGGGUAUCUAAAUGAAUAUGUAAGUGGCAUUUCACCAAGGCAAGCGACUGUCAGCCUUGCUGGAACUUUGAACAAUGGCUAUGUGAAUCCUAGAAGGGGCUGCCUUUUUUUUUUUGGAAAAUUGCUCCCUGUGAAUCUGGAUUAAAUGUGGACCUUGUUCCUGGGCAAGUGACUCCCCCUCCUAGUUUGAACUGUCAGUCCUUUUGCUAUUAAGGCUCUCUGUGGGGUCCAAUAAGCAAUUUGAUGAUGAUAUUAUUAUUCAUUUUUGAUACAAUUGUCUCAAGGUGAUGUACAACAAACACAGCAAAAACAGUUUAGAAACAGCACAAAAACAGCGUAUACAUCUAAAAGAAAACCAAAACCCUACAAAAUAAGAUAUCCAUGGCAAAGAUCCAUUUAUCCAGCUGAGGAAGCCUUUCAGAACUAAAUUUGUUUCUGGAUAGUGCAGAUGGUUGGUGCCUUUUGUAUCUUGUCAGCAAUGCUAUUCCACAGAUGUGUCCUAAUUUCCCAUACCUACACGGCGCAGAUAAGAAGCAUGCAAAUAAUUCUUUAACUUUACAGAUGGACAGCUGAGGCUGACUGACCCAAAGACACCAAAUGAGUUCAUAAUGGAGCAAGCAUUGUCCUAGGCAUAAAUCUAAUACAUUCUCCAAUGGACCAAACUGGCUAAGCACUUUCAAACGUUGUCCCUAUAUACACAGCUUGACUGAGGAAAUCUGUACAGUGUAUGCUGAAUGCACUGUAUUUGAACUGACAACACAAAAGGUUAAAAAAUAUUGCCACCCGUUGCCAGUCUCUUAAGCCAUCCAAUAUGCCUGUAUAUUAAAAGAUCUGGAAUAUCUCCCCUAUGAAUUUAGUUCGCCUAGGAAUAACAUAUUUUUAAGUGGUUACAGCCACACAGGAAAAAUUAUUUUUGGAUAAGUAGGUCAGCUCUGUAACAGCACAGGUGUUUCUGCAUGUACAAGACACAGCAGGAAAAUGUUUUUAAAUAAAUAAAUGUUGCAAUGCAAAUUAAAAAAAAGGGGGGAGGAGGAGAGAAAACACCCUCUGAACCCAAAAGCAACCCCUACUCAUGAGCCAGUAUCCUUUUUAAUGAAUUUGGCACAGUUUCAAAAUUUCCACUCAUAACCAUGCCUGUUUGAUCUCUAUGAGGUAUAGCAAACAAUUGUAAAAGAGUUUCUGGCAGAAAAAAAGCACCAUUGGCUUAUGCUGGUGUGUAUCAAAAAGUUCCCACUUCCAAAUCAGCAAUAAUUAAGUGCACCAUCAAAAAAUAAAAAAUAAAUAUGCCACACCUGCUUUCU